CUAGUUCAAGUUGGGCACCUUCACCAGCAAAGAGCAACUCAAACUAGGGGUCCUCCGAGCGGUGAAUCCUUGUGAACCCGUCCGGCCAGCGAGAUUCUGAGGAGAGAUGAUGGAUAGUUCUGACUUCGAGAAAGAUAAAGAUCUCGCCAGAAAGUUUCUGUCCGAAUUCGCUGAUAUAGAUGGCGAGGCCAAAUACAUGAAUAUUCUAAUUGAUGUCGCCAAUAGGAAAACCAAGGCUAUUCAGAUUGAGCUUGAAGACCUAGCCAGUUACAAGGAUUUGGAUGAGAGUUUCUUUCAGAGGGUUAGAGAAAAUACACGUCGCUAUAUUGGAGUAUUUGCCAGUGCCAUUGAUGAGCUCAUGCCAAAUCCGACAGAAGAGUUUAAUGACGAGGAUGAUAUCUUGAUAACAAAGAGGAGUGAACAAGGUUCUGAAAAUAUGGAUGGGUCAGAUGCACAGCAAAAGAUGCCUCCUGAAAUUAAGCGUAUCUAUGAAGUCUACAUUACUGCAACUUCAAAAGUCCGACCACUUACAAUUAGGGAGGUUAAGGCUUCAUAUAUCGGUCAGCUUGUUAACAUUUCUGGGAUUGUGACUCGCUGCUCUGAUGUAAAGCCAUUGAUGCAGAUUGCUGUCUACACAUGUGAACAAUGUGCAUUUGAAAUUUAUCAGGAGGUUACUGCACGGCAAUUCAUGCCUUUAUUUGAAUGCCCAUCCUCUCGCUGCAAAAUAAAUAGAGUUAAAGGAAACCUUAUUCUUCAACUAAGAGCAUCAAAGUUUUUGAAAUUUCAGGAGGCCAAAAUUCAAGAGUUGGCCGAGCAUGUGCCUAAAGGUCAUAUUCCUCGAACAAUGUCUGUUCACCUUAGGGGAGAACUUACAAGAAAGGUAGUUCCUGGUGAUGUUGUUGAAUUGUCAGGGAUUUUCCUUCCCAUCCCCUUUGUUGGAUUUAGAGCAAUGCGAGCAGGCUUAAUUGCAGAUACUUAUCUGGAAGCCAUGUCUGUUACCCAUUUUAAGAAAAAAUAUGAGGAAUAUGAACUGAGAGGAGAUGAGGAAGAGCAGAUUGCUCGCUUAGCUGAGGAUGGUGAUAUUUAUAAUAAGCUCGCAAGAUCAUUGGCUCCAGAAAUUUUUGGACAUGAAGACAUUAAAAAAGCCCUUCUUCUACUUUUAGUGGGUGCUCCUCAUCGAAAGUUGAAGGAUGGGAUGAAGAUCCGAGGAGAUAUUCACAUAUGUUUGAUGGGUGACCCAGGGGUUGCAAAAAGUCAGCUUCUUAAGCACAUAAUUAAUGUUGCGCCACGAGGUGUUUAUACAACAGGAAAAGGAAGCAGUGGUGUAGGUCUGACUGCAGCCGUUCAGAAGGAUCCAGUAACAAACGAAAUGGUUUUGGAAGGAGGGGCACUGGUAUUGGCAGACAUGGGUAUAUGUGCUAUUGAUGAGUUUGACAAGAUGGAUGAGUCGGACAGAACAGCCAUACACGAGGUGAUGGAGCAGCAGACUGUUAGCAUUGCCAAAGCUGGGAUUACCACAUCUUUGAAUGCAAGGACUGCUGUCCUUGCUGCUGCUAACCCUGCCUGGGGAAGAUAUGACCUACGGCGAACACCAGCUGAAAACAUUAAUCUUCCUCCAGCCCUGUUAUCUAGAUUUGACCUCAUGUGGUUGAUCUUGGACCGUGCCGACAUGGAUAUUGACCUCGAUCUGGCUAGGCAUGUUGUCCAUGUUCAUCAAUACAAUGAAUCACCUGCCCUUGGAUUCACUCCUUUGGAACCAUCUUUGCUUCGGGCCUACGUUUCAACUGCAAGGAAAUUGUCCCCAUAUCUCCCAAGAGAACUGGAGGAAUAUAUAGCCAGUGCAUAUUCGAGCAUUAGACAAGAGGAAGCAAAAUCCAAUACCCCUCACUCUUAUACAACCGUCAGAACACUCCUCAGUAUCCUUAGGAUUUCUGCAGCACUAGCCAGACUCAGGUUUUCUGAUGCUGUUGCUCAAAGUGAUGUGGACGAGGCACUCCGCUUAAUGCAAAUGUCAAAAUUCUCAUUGUAUUCAGAUGAUCGUCAAAGAUCUGGUUUGGAUGCAAUAUCUGACAUUUAUUCAAUCUUGCGUGAUGAAGCAGCUAGGCUUAACAGGAUGGAUGUCAGCUAUCUACAGGCACUCAAUUGGAUUAAUAGGAAGGGAUAUAGUGAGGCUCAACUUAAAGAGUGUCUGGAGGAAUAUGCAGCUUUAAAUGUGUGGCAGAUUCAUCCUGAUACAUUCGAUAUUAGAUUCAUUGAUGCUUGAUAUCAAUUCACUCGUGAUGCAACCCACGCUUAAGUAUUAGAGGAUUAAAUGAUUUAUAGCAAAUUUGCUAUCUUUUGUGAGGUUCAUAGGUUGCCUUAGCUUGCUGCUACCAUUAGGAAGCUUGAGCAUGCGUAUCACAAUGCAACACUUGUUACCCAAAACUUUGUCUGGCAGUUUGUACUCCCUUUGUCCCAAAGUAGAUUGCUUGUUAUUAUUUACGAUGUUUGUCUAAAAGUUAUUUUCAAUUUGAUUUAUUUGAACAUUAUAGUGUAGCCCGUUUUCAUGGGUGCUACUGCGACGUGUCUAAUUUACUCCGUAUUUGUUGGAUUGGCUCCAAACUUCUUGAGAUUAUUGGUGAUGUGAUAAAAAAUACUAUUACAUCUC
This is a messenger RNA of Cuscuta campestris, 2647 nucleotides long. The record is from the annotation of a GenBank genome assembly. NCBI's taxonomy places the organism in Eukaryota, Viridiplantae, Streptophyta, Magnoliopsida, Solanales, Convolvulaceae.